AUGGCCUCUAAUCCUACCCGUCGUAUUGCCAAGGAGCUGGCGGAUAUUCAUGACGAUAGCUGCUCUCAAGUUACUGUCGAGCCCACUGCCGGCGACAACCUCACACAUCUGAAAGGAACCUUUCGGGGGCCACCUGGGACUCCUUACGAAGGCGGGACGUAUCGUGUAGAUAUCAAGAUCCCCAGUGACUACCCGUUUCGACCUCCCGAGAUGAGAUUCGACACGAAAUUAUGGCAUCCUAACGUUAGCAGUCAAACCGGAGCUAUUUGCCUGGACACUCUGGGAACAGCAUGGUCUCCCGUUUUCACUAUCAAAUCAGCUUUGCUGUCUUUACAGUCACUCCUAAGCACACCCGAGCCUAAAGAUCCCCAAGACGCUGAGGUAGCAAAUAUGCUUCUGCGGAGUCCGAAGGAAUUUGAGAGAGUAGCGAGAGAAUGGGCAGUUAUCCAUGCUGGUGCCCCCAAAAAGCAUGUAGGCGAGAGCAGCGGUGGGGCUACGGCAGCAUCUAUCCGUGCGAAGGAAAUAAAAUCAAAGAAGGAUCAAGAACAGGAAGAGCUCGCUGCUUACGAGGGAUAUAACAAAGACCUUGUUGACCGCUUUUGUGGAAUGGGUUUUGAUGUCCAGAGGGUGGUGUCUGCCUUCAAAUAUGUUGGCAUUGACAGAAUGGAUGGUGAAGAUUAUGAGUUAGAGGAAGCAUAUAUGGGUGAUAUAACCGCGCGCCUUUUGGGAGAGCCAUGA
Molecule: messenger RNA, 738 nt
Organism: Ophidiomyces ophidiicola
Lineage: Eukaryota; Fungi; Ascomycota; Eurotiomycetes; Onygenales; Onygenaceae
Gene: ubc1
Product: Ubiquitin-conjugating enzyme E2 1
Exons: 3
Coding region: 1-738 (245 amino acids)
Molecular function (GO): protein binding
Source: RefSeq, a predicted model, not a curated record